This is a messenger RNA of Oreochromis niloticus (Nile tilapia), 616 nucleotides long. RefSeq names its product histidine triad nucleotide-binding protein 3. Gene Ontology annotation, molecular function: catalytic activity. The record is from RefSeq and is a predicted model, not a curated record. NCBI's taxonomy places the organism in Eukaryota, Metazoa, Chordata, Actinopteri, Cichliformes, Cichlidae. The coding region runs from base 60 to 596 and encodes 178 amino acids. The transcript is spliced from 5 exons.
CAUAGAAGAUCUUCGGGAGGUGUUCAGGAAACGCAACAGAGAGACCGUCUUCAGGCAACAUGGAGGACACUGCGACCAGCUGGUCAAACUCAGAUGAAAAUGAUGUUGAAACGUGUAUCUUCUGUUUAAUAGCGAACAAAAAAGACGAAAACACAAAGAUAAUAAAAGAGACUAAAGACCUGGUGUGUUUCAGCGACAUUUUCCCAUGUGCGCCUCACCACUACCUGGUUAUUCCCAGACAGCACAUACUCAGCUGCCUCUCACUGCACAAAGGACACAUUGAUUUAGUUGAAAGAAUGGCUAAACUGGGGAAAGAUGUGCUCCACGACCAAGGGAUUACUGACAUGACGGAUAUAAGGCUGGGGUUCCACCAGCUGCCCUUCAUUUCAGUAGGUCACCUCCACCUCCACGUGCUCGCCCCCGCCAGCCAGAUCUCAAAGUACAUGUUGUAUAAGUUCAUCCCAGAGACCAACCGUUUUGUUACUGAAGAAGUUUUACGCAAGCGUCUUAAAAGUAUCUCCCCACCACUCCAGUAUCAUUAUUUAGAGAACUGCAAGUUAUUUCAGUGCAUCAGUUGUGCUCAGACUGGACUUUAGAUCACAGCAGGGAAACAAAC